AUGGCGAUGAUGCGGACCAGGACCAAAAGCCGAGGCUGGCAAGCUUGUGACGCUACCGUGCCCGCGGUAGGCAGCGGCCAGGAGUCCCUUGUCGCCGCCGCCCAGGACUUUGCUCGAGGAGUUCCUGGGCUGAAGGACAGCAUAUUGGCCAGUUCUCAGAGUUGCCCGCAGGCGCAAGCAGAUUGCACUUUGGCUCUUUCAGGCAAAACGGCACCCGUUGCAUGCCGGAGUCGCUCGGCGCGCCGGGGCUGCGCAAGAGGACAACAGUGGCCAGGCCUGGGGGACACGUGCAUCGGGCUUGAACGUUGGGCUUGUUGGUUGUCAGGACCGGCUCGAUCUCGAGGAGGCGGCGGGCCUUCAGAGAAAGCGACGUCCCAGCCUUGUCUCGCUCAGGUGGUCGCAGAAGCCAAACGGGUUGUGGACAACGGCACGCUGAAAGACAUGCAAGUGGUCAUGCGAAGAGUGCAGCUGGUAGAUCCAGCAGGGAAGUGGAAGGUUUGGGUUAAUGAGCCCGAAUUGGAGAAGCAGCUACGGAAGUUUGUGGCAGAGGCCAAAGCAGCCAAAACGGCAUUGGAGGAGGACCUGCUCCUGGCGCGACAGCAGCGGAAGACGGGCCAGCGGCAGGUUGAGAGCGCCCAGGAGCAGGAAGCGAUGGCGGUGAGGCGUCUCGCUCGAGCUGCCACCGUCUUGGAGACGGCGGAGGACUCGGGCAAUGCGACAAAGGUGCAGGAGGCCAAGGAGGAGGUGGAGAAGGCGGAGAGGAAGGUGCAGGAGGCGGAGAGGAAGGUGGAGAGGGCGGAGAGGAAGGUGGAGAGGGCGAAGAGGGAGGUCCAGGAGGCGAAGAAGGAGGUGGAGAAGGCGGAGAAGGAGGUCAAGGAGGCGAAGGCAAGCGGCCGGACGAAGGAGUCCGAGGCGUCCGCCUCGAGUAGCCUCAAGUGGGUCGUGGACGCCAAGGACACGGCAUUUGCCAACGAGCUGCGCAUGGCUCAGCCGCUGACGGCUCUGGACUGCGCUGAUGAGAAUUUCACCGACGUAGAGUCCGCAGAAGAUGCCGGUAUCGAGAUCUUCCCGUUGAACGCCAGCUUGGAUCCGAAAGAAGCCAAGCCAUGGCUCUUCGUUCGAAAGCAGCAACGAGAGGUCUGGCAGGCGGCCUUCAAUGCGUCGCAGGAUGUGGUGGUGACCGGCUCGCCCGGCAUCGGCAAAUCCUUCUCCAUGUCCUUCUUGUUCCGCGACCUCAUGAAAGCAAAGAAGACCUUUGUCUUCGAAGCACGCAGGUGGAACAUGGUGUACUUGUUCAAGCCGCGCACCGACGGCACCUACGAGGUCGGCAGCAUGCAACUGAAAGACUGGGAACCGGCAGCGUGUGACGAGCUGAGAGUCCCUGCGAACUACUAUGUCAUCGACCCCGGCGAGGCUGAAAAGGGAGGCGUCUGCUUCGUAGCGGCCAAGACUGUCAUUUGCCCGUCACCGGAUCCGCAGCACCUUGGAGAGUUCAAGAAGCUCCCCAAAUGCAAACUGUACAUGGCAGCUAGCUCCUUGCAGGAGGCCCAGUGCAUAGUCAAGUACCUCCGCCCCAACUUCGACCAGAACCAGGUGGAAGAGCUCUACAGGCGAUUUGGUGGUAUUCUUCGACACCUGAUUGGCGACCCUAAGGAGGUGGAGAUGGCUCGCAAUGCAACCCUGUCGAACCAGAACUUGGUCAGGCAAGUUUGGACAUCGGGCAUCAUUGAUCAGGGACGUGAUUUGAAGCCUGCGCACUGGCUCUUCCAGAUAGUGCCGGAAAACGGUUGCACCAGCAGCAGGGUUGAGUUUGUUAGCGAAGAGGCACUCGACCUCACCAUUCACGAGUAUGAGGCGGAGCUGGCUGACCUUUUGACAUCGUUUGAUCCGCUUGCAAAGCCCGUCCUCGGAGUUCUCUACGAACGCUUCGCCCACCAAGUGCUCUGCCGGGGGACGUUGCUGCUGACGCGGCUGGCCAACGUCACCGUUCCCAUGUUCGAGAUGCAGCUUCCACAACUCGAUGAAGAGGUGGUGGACGGCAGCAUCGCCGAUCUUUUCACAGCUGCCACCACUGGGCAGCUACGAUACAUGCGGCCCAGAGAUGUGGGCCUGCCGGUCAUUGAUUCAUGCCUGGCUCCUGUUGAGGACGGCGUGAUGACAUGCUUCCAGAUCACCGUCAGCGCAAAACACUCCCUGGAUCUUGUCGCCUUGGAGAAUGCUGCACGGGGUCUUGACAUCGCCAAGAUUGUUAUUUACUGGGUCGUUCCCAGAGACAGCUUUCGAGAGUUCAACCGCAAGCAGACGUUCGGGCCUCAACUUGUAUUCGAGCAGCGCGUCCUUUCGCUCGCUGCUCCCCGCAAUCCCUUUACCGAGCAGGAGAUGCAAGAACGGUUGCAGAAGGCUGAGCUCUCUAAGCUUACCACAGGAGACGAGCAGCUCCUCAAGCAAGAGAUUGAUGACCUGAAGCUCCGGUACUUGGUUAUGAAAUCUUUCGAAGAACAAGAUGUCAAGGACAUAAUGAAUAAGGUGUUAAAAGAAGGGAAAAGAGCGAAAAACCAGGAUCCCGUGGCUCUGCACGCAGCACGAGCUUGGGAUAAGAUUGUUGCCUGUAUGGCUUGGACAAAAAAGAGAGGCGAGUGCAAGGGCACAGUUGGCCGGUGGAUUUGCUUUCCACUGCUUUAG
Messenger RNA from Effrenium voratum, 2682 nucleotides. The record is from the annotation of a GenBank genome assembly. Lineage: Eukaryota; Dinophyceae; Suessiales; Symbiodiniaceae.